AUGACUUCCAAUAUUCAGAACUCGCAAUCUCAAUCCACGCCACCUCCAACUACGGCUCCGGAAGCGCCUUUCAGUAUAUUCGAUAAGAAGCAGAAAGCCCUGGUCGUGCUUCUUGUUUCGACUGCUGCGACUUUUUCGGGUUUUGCUUCGAACAUCUACUUCCCAGCCCUUUCCACCAUCGCAAAUGAUCUCAAUGUCUCCGUUGAACUCGUCAACCUUACCGUUACGUCAUAUCUUAUCUUCCAGGGCCUUGCACCAAGCCUCUGGGGCCCAAUUUCCGACGUAAGGGGUCGCCGAAUAGCAUAUACCUGCACGUUUAUCGUCUUCUUUGGCGCAUGUAUCGGUCUAGCAGAAACGAAGAACUACGCCACCCUUAUUGUUCUCAGAUGUCUCCAGAGCACGGGCAGUGCGAGUACGAUCGCAAUUGGCUCCGGUGUCAUUGGCGAUAUCACGACUCGGGCUGAGCGCGGGGGCUAUAUGGGGAUCUUUCAGGCCGGCCUUCUUGUGCCUGUUGCAGUAGGACCGGUCAUCGGAGGUGCAUUAGCAGGAUCUCUGGGAUGGAGGUCGAUAUUUUGGGUCCUUACUAUCUACAGCGGAGUUUUCCUGGUUUUUCUAGUGAUCCUACUACCCGAAACGCUUCGAUCGAUUGUUGCGAAUGGCAGCCAAACACCGUUAAACCCGUUCACUAGAUAUCCGUUGACGGCGUAUCAAAAACUAACCAGCGUCCAGUGGAAAAAUGAAGAGGAAUCAUCUCAGCCCGCGCCUCGGAAGCAGAUCGACGUGACUGGACCCCUCCGCAUUCUCAUUAGCAAGCAUGCAGCUCCUAUCAUCAUUUAUCUCGCAACCUACUAUGCUGUCUGGCAAAUGAGUAUCACGGCCAUGUCCACUCUCUUCAAGGAUCGUUACGGACUCAGCGAAAUCCAGAUCGGUCUCACGUUUAUCGCCAACGGUGUAGGUUCGAUGAUUGGAACGCUUGUGACUGGUAAAAUUCUCGAUGCAGACUACCGCCGCGUCAAGCAGAGUUUUGAAACAUCUCCGGGUGACCUUGAGACCGAGACCGAGACUUUGGACACUGGCAUCGAUCGAGAAGAAGAUUUCCCGCUGGAGAAAGCCCGCCUGCGGCUUAUUCCAAUCUUCUCUUUCUUGCAGUGCAUCUCGAUCAUUCUCUUUGGCUGGACUAUCCAAUAUCCUGAUCGCGUUCAUAUUGCCGUGCCCAUCGUGUCGACUUUUAUCACCGGAUGGACGGCCAUUUCCACGCAGUCGCUUAUUAUGACCUACCUUGUCGAUGUUUUUCCUGAUAGGAGUGCGGCGGCAAGUGCGAGUCUGAACCUUGCGAGGUGUUUGUUUGCUGCUGGUGGUACAAGCUUCAUCAUGCCCAUGAUCAAUAACAUCGGGGUAGGGGUAGCCUUCACGGUCUGCGUGGUUGUACAACUCGUGUCGCUGGUCGGCCCACUGAUUCAAUCAGGCCAUUGGCCCAAACGGGUAAUCCGGCGGCCGAUCGGCAGAAAACGCGUGCCUGAGGAUGGAUCGGCCGGCCCAGCUCGCCGCCCGGAGAGAAAAGCGUCUGCCGUUUCCAUCUUCCUCCGACCUUCAGUCUCCCCCAAAUUGCGCCGUCCACAUAUUCAGCGGCCCACCAUGUUGUCCCGGUCAUUAUGGAGAAGUCUGCGCUUGAAUGCCCGGCGAGGUGUCAGCGUGCCUGAGACUCCCUAUCGCUGUUUCUCCUGCACCGUUCGGGCGCAGAACCAAUCGAACAAGUCGGAUAGCGAACGAAUGACCCAUUUUGGCUUUACCAAUGUCCCGGAAGCAGACAAAGAGUCCAUGGUGAGGUCGGUCUUUAGCUCGGUCGCCUCUUCCUACGAUGCCAUGAACGAUUUCAUGUCGCUCGGAAUCCAUCGCCUCUGGAAAGACCACUUCGUUCGCUCCUUAAAUCCCGGAUCUGCGCUACCCUCUCGUGACACCGACGCUGCCGGCCGGGGGUGGAAUAUCCUGGAUAUCGCCGGCGGGACGGGCGAUAUUGCGUUUCGCAUGCUGGACCACGCGACCAACAUCAACAACGACCGGGAGACUCGGGUGACGAUCGCGGACAUCAAUCCCGAGAUGCUGGCGGAGGGCAAGAAACGGAGCAUCCAGACGCCUUACUACAAUACGAAUCGGUUGUCGUUCAUGGAGGGCAACGCGCAACAGAUGCCUAGCAUUCCCGACAACUCCGUCGACCUGUACACGGUUGUCUUUGGAAUUCGGAACUUCACCGACAAGCAGGCCGCUCUGGAGGAGGCCUUCCGGGUGCUGAAGCCCGGCGGCGUGUUUGCGUGCAUGGAAUUCAGCAAGGUGGACAACGAUCUCUUCAACGCCGUGUACAAACAAUGGAGUUUCAACGCCAUCCCCAUGAUCGGUCAAUUGGUGGCCGGGGACCGCGACAGCUACCAGUACCUGGUAGAGAGUAUCGAGAAAUUUCCCAGCCAGGAAGAGUUCCGAGGGAUGAUCCAGAAGGCCGGAUUCAUGAUCCCCGGGCGAGGCUUCGAGAACCUCACUGGCGGGAUUGCGGCGAUCCACAAGGGCAUCAAACCGCUUCCCCAGACUCAAGCUUGA
Aspergillus affinis is the source of this 2589-nucleotide messenger RNA. Its product is annotated as putative MFS multidrug transporter. Gene Ontology annotation, molecular function: methyltransferase activity; transmembrane transporter activity. Lineage: Eukaryota; Fungi; Ascomycota; Eurotiomycetes; Eurotiales; Aspergillaceae. Gene Ontology annotation, biological process: transmembrane transport. The coding region runs from base 1 to 2589 and encodes 862 amino acids. The record is from RefSeq and is a predicted model, not a curated record. The transcript has 4 exons.